AUUCAACGAGUUGUCAUAAGUCGGCAAACAGUGGACAGUAAAUUGUUGAAAUUUAUCUUAUCAAGUUUUCUUGCUGGCGCGAAAUAUGGCUCCCACACCGAUGUAUGACGACAGUGUAGCUAAUACCAACAAUAAGAAUGCAAGCGGGAGUAAGGUUAAGCUUUUUCCGUACAAAAUUCAGCCGGUUGAGGGAAAUAAUGGAAAGAAAAUGUUGGAUUUGUUCAAAGGAGAGAAAACCAAAUAUCUGCAAGUAGGUCCGAAGAAAUGGAUAUACCCCAGCGGUUACGAGAGACAAGCACAUGAUUUCUAUAAUUUCGUUGCAAGGCCAAGCGAUGUUUUUAUCGUAACGUUUCCUAGGUCAGGUACAACCUGGACUCAAGAAAUGGUAUGGCUAUUAACUAACAAUUUAGAUUAUAAGAAAGCAAGUCAAGUGAAUCUAAGAGAGAGGUUUCCAUUUUUAGAAUUUAGUUGCAUUGUACACCCCGAAAUGAAAGCUACGUUUUUAAAAGAAAAUCAGCAUUUCCCGGAAAAGCUUCAAAUAAUUCAAGGCCUGGACCGUGGGAUAGUAGAAGAUUUAAACAAUAUGAAGGGAAGAAGAUUUAUUAAAACUCACAAUCCUUUUAGUCUGAUGCCGCCCAAUCUAUUGGACGUAGGUUGUAAGAUCAUAUACGUUGCAAGAAAUCCUAAAGAUGUGGCAGUGUCUUUUUACCACUUGUGUAAAACCCACAGGGUUCAAGGUUAUGUUGGAGACUUUCCACAAUUUUGGAGGAACUUUCAAGACGGACUUGUUCCAUGGGCGCCAUAUUGGGAACACAUUAAGGAAGGUUGGAAUAGAAGACACGAAGAAAAUAUGCUGUUUCUCUUCUAUGAAGACUUGAAAAAGAAUUUACGACCUAGUUUAAAGAAACUAUCUUCAUUUUUGGAACAGAGUUAUUCAGAAGAGGAGUACGAGAUACUGGAAGAACAUUUAAGCAUAGAUAAUUUCAGAAAUAACAAAUCAGUAAACGCCGAGGAUAACAAAGACAUAGGAGUGGUUAGCAACGCUGAAGCAAGCUUCAUAAGAAAAGGUGUUGUUGGAGGAUGGAGUUCAUAUUUUGAUGAUGAACUGAAUGCCGAAGCUGAUAGGUGGAUAGAAGAGAAUUUGAGUACUUUUGAUUUAAGGUUUCCUAGUUAAUGAAAUAAACAAAUGUUAAGG
This is a messenger RNA of Diabrotica balteata, 1195 nucleotides long. NCBI's taxonomy places the organism in Eukaryota, Metazoa, Arthropoda, Insecta, Coleoptera, Chrysomelidae. The record is from the annotation of a GenBank genome assembly.